Molecule: messenger RNA, 2161 nt
Organism: Marmota flaviventris (yellow-bellied marmot)
Lineage: Eukaryota; Metazoa; Chordata; Mammalia; Rodentia; Sciuridae
Gene: Znf454
Product: zinc finger protein 454
Biological process (GO): regulation of transcription by RNA polymerase II
Cellular component (GO): nucleus
Molecular function (GO): RNA polymerase II cis-regulatory region sequence-specific DNA binding; DNA-binding transcription factor activity, RNA polymerase II-specific
Source: RefSeq, a predicted model, not a curated record
UCCAGGCUGCAGACUCCUGCUCAUUGUGUUCUGACUGCGAUGUGGUGGUUGCGGUUUCUCGCCACCAGCGGAGGCUUCUGCAAGGGCAACCCAGCGGCGACCAGGCACGGUGACCAAAGUCGCAAAGGGAGAGCGGAAGCAGCUGUGGGGUGGUCAGGUCUGGGAAGAAGGGCGGAAGGGAAACUGAGGAUUUCUGGGUUGCGGUCCAUUCUGGAGGAUACUGACCAAAUGCCCCAAACUUUCCAGAAUGUUUCUAGACAUUUCUACUCUUAGGAAUCCUGCAGUUGCAAAGCUGCCCACUUGCCUCCUCAGCACUUUGCCUAUCCCUAAGAGGGCUCAUCAAAGAAGGAAUGGCUGUCAGUUACCUGCCCACCAUAGUCCAGGACUCGGUGACCUUCAAAGAUGUGGCUGUGCUUUUCACCCAGGAGGAAUGGGGGCAACUAAGCCGUGCCCAGCGAGCCCUGUACAAGGAUGUGAUGCUGGAAAACUACAGCAACUUAGUCUCAUUAGGACUGUUAGGACCCAAACCAGACAUAUUUUCUCAACUGGGAAAAGGGGAAGAUUGGAUCCCAGAGGACACCUCAGGAGACUUCUCUCUUGACUGGAUGACAAUGCCUAUGAGUAAGAAAACUACUCUCAAGGCAGAUAUUUCUAAAGAAGAAUUAGGUCAGUGGACAAUAAAGGAAAGAUUCACCAGAGAAAGUCACUGGAAAUAUGCUAACCUGUUGGAAUGGCAGUGUCAGGAAGGUCAGGAGAUCAGCUUGCAGCAAGUGGUCCUCACUCAACAGAACUCCCCAUCUGGGUUUAGUGAACAGGAAUGCAGUGAAUCUGGGAAGGGCAGCACCCUGAGCUCCUCUCUUGUUCAAGACCAGGAAUUUCAGCCAAGUAAAAAAGUCUUUGAAUGUAGUAAGUGUGGGAAAGUCUUCUCUAAGAGUUCUACCCUUAACAAGCAUCAGAAACUUCAUAGUGAAAAGCUCAACACAAGUCAGAAAAUGCAUAUUAAAGAGAAAAGAUAUGAAUGCAGAGAAUGUGGGAAAGCCUUUCACCAGAGUACACACCUCAUCCAUCACCAAAGAAUUCACACUGGUGAGAAACCAUAUGAAUGUAAAGAAUGUGGCAAGGCCUUCUCAGUGAGCUCCUCACUUACUUACCAUCAGAAAAUCCAUACUGGAGAGAAACCUUUUGAAUGCAAUUUAUGUGGAAAAGCUUUUAUCCGAAACAUACAUCUUUCCCACCAUCACAGAAUACAUACUGGAGAGAAACCUUUCAAAUGUGACAUUUGUGAAAAAGCCUUUGUGUGCAGGGCACAUCUUACCAAACACCAGAAUAUUCAUAGUGGUGAGAAACCCUAUAAGUGUAAGGAAUGUGGGAAAGCCUUCAAUCAGAGUACAAGUUUUCUUCAGCAUCAGAGAAUUCACACUGGAGAGAAACCCUUUGAAUGUAAUGAAUGUGGAAAGGCCUUUAGGGUGAAUUCUUCCCUUACAGAACAUCAAAGAAUUCACACUGGAGAGAAACCUUAUAAAUGUAGUGAAUGUGGGAAAGCUUUCAGAGAUAAUUCGUCUUUUGCACGACAUCGGAAAAUUCAUACUGGAGAGAAACCUUACAGAUGUGGCUUGUGUGAGAAAGCCUUCAGGGACCAGUCAGCCUUAGCCCAACAUCAGAGAAUUCACACCGGGGAAAAACCUUACAUGUGUAACAUAUGUGAGAAAGCCUUCAGUGACCACUCUGCUCUUACCCAACAUAAGAGAAUUCACACAAGAGAAAAACCUUACAAAUGUAAAGUCUGUGGGAAGGCCUUUAUCCGAAGCACUCACCUUACUCAACAUCAGAGGAUUCACACAGGAGAGAAACCCUACAAAUGUAAUAAAUGUGGGAAGGCUUUCAACCAAACAGCAAAUCUCAUUCAACAUCAGAGACAUCAUAUUGGAGAUAAGUGACAUGAAUUAAGUUUAUAUGGAAGAGUUUUGAGACUCAGUAAAUUAACUAUUGAAUAUAAGAUAAUCCAUUCUAGAGAAUAAGUAUGAAAACUUAAAUCAGGAUAGUCAUUGUAUUUCUCGAGAGUCAAGCGUCACAAUAUCAUGGGUUUUGAGACUAUAAUAUUGCAAACACCCUUCCACUCUUUAGUACUGGCCUCAAAUUAAUAGCAGUUUGGGGUUUUUUU